Messenger RNA from Drosophila persimilis, 1698 nucleotides. RefSeq lists its product as uncharacterized. Bases 383 to 1609 code for a protein of 408 amino acids. The transcript is spliced from 6 exons. NCBI's taxonomy places the organism in Eukaryota, Metazoa, Arthropoda, Insecta, Diptera, Drosophilidae. The record is from RefSeq and is a predicted model, not a curated record.
AAAGCAUAUUAAAAAGCGAAAAACGAGUAAACGUGAGCACGAUAAACACGACGACCACAAACAAAGAGCUCGGGGCAUUUUAUAUACCAACACACAUACAUAUGUACAUUAGGUACUGGUGGAUACAUAAAAGCACGCAUAUAUCGCGCCAAAAAAGAAACAGGCAGCCAAACGAAAUAGGCCUUAAGCCAAUUGAACGUGAAUUUUAUUGGAUUUAAUUGUUGAAAGUAAAAGGAAACAGAAAAACCAUUACAAGUAAACAAGCACUGUUCCAACUAUUGGAAUAAAAAACGAUCCAGAGAUCCAGAGAGCUUCAGAGAGCGUAGCACGCGCAGACAGAUAUACAUAUCUUUAGUGUAGACGCCACAACAAACUGAAGGAGAUGAAUCGAAGUUUGCCAUCGAAUGGCAACCGCAGCCUCGGACUUCCGGCUCUGCUGUUUACCCUCGUGCUGUGUCUAGUGGCCCAGGCCGCCAGUCGACCCCCGACGGAGGAUGAGAGCGACAUUGCAGUCCUGCCCCCGGAUAUGGACAAUGUGGAGAUCCAUCAAGUGAGAAUGGUGGACGGUGUCAUGCAGGCGGACCAUCCGGUGAUCAUGUACAAGGAGGAUUUCGUCAGCGAGGAUUAUGACCCCAGCAAGAACGAGACGGCCACUACCGUGCACCACAAGAAGCACAAGCACUCACGCACGCACCACCAUCGACAGGAGCCCCACCAAGAGAAGGAGGAGGAGAAGAUCGUCUUCGACGUCCUGCCCGACAAACCCAUUGUGCUGAACGAUGACCUGGAGGCGGCGCCGAAGAAGAACCUGGAGGAGGCCGCGGAGCUGGUGAAGCCAACGAAGGAGGAGUGGCUGCGGAAGAGCCACAAGAAGUACCACAGCCGCCAGCGUCGUCAGACCUACACUCCGUGCUCCCACUCCAGCUACUACCAGACCCCGUCCCAUGCGGUCUACUUCCAGCCUCCGGCACCGCCCUCUCCCUACUACUAUCUGCCAGCCAAGCCAUCACAAAGAUUGCCUGUGUCGGGAAAGAAGCCGAUCCUGCCCGGCAAGCUUCCCAUUUGGCAGGACAAAACGGACGAAAACCCCACCAACCCAAUGAGCAUUGGCAGCAGGGACGACUUCCUGCUGCACAACUCAGAUCCAGCUGAGGCCGAUUUCUCGAUAUUCAAUCAGCCCAGGCCCAAUCCCAAUGAGAUCAGUGGCAGUUCUGGCUCUAGCUCUGCCUCUGGCUCUGACAGAGGACGCGACAACAUCAGCAACAGUCCGCCUGCAGUGAACAAUCAAGUCUGGGGACCCAUCAGCAAUUCCCGCCCAGUGAGCCGACCCUCCUGGUCACAGACGCAGACGACGAGUCGGCCGUGGGACUCCCCGCCCGUGACUGCCGCGCCCAGCUGGUCACGGCCCACGCCCAGAGCGACACCCUCGCCCAAGGUCACCAACUGCGUGUGGGCGAUCGUGAACUGUUGCUCGAAGGGCAGCAAGAAGAUCCGGUACAACUGCUUCGAGGAGUUCGGCUGCAGCGGCGCCUUCUGGGGCAUCAAUCCGUGCGCCGACGAGACUGUGCUCGAUGGUUCGUUAUCCAGAGUGUUGAACAACUUUCAGUAGGAUUCGCGUCGCUUCGUGGUGCUGCUUCCCAAAGUAUUACCCAAGAUCAAAUCUCAAUAAAACAAAACUUAAUUUAUUUACUCGCAUAA